AUGUCCGACCCCGAUCACGACAUCCCCACCUCUCACUACAACGACACACACCGCGCAUACCUCCAAUCCCUCAACGCCUGCCAGACAACGACCUUCGAGAAAUCCAAGCCCAUCCUCGCCGCAAUCUUCUCCGCCCACGACCGCCCCACCGCCCCCGAAGACAUCACCCAAGAAGACUUCGAAUCCUACAUCUCCACCCUCACCGACGCGCUCUCCCCCUUCGACCUCGAAAUCCGCUCAAGUCUGCACCAACGCUCCAAGGAAAGGAUUUACGCCCUCGUCAAUGUCGAGUCCGAUGCAAUGACGCAGAUGGCGACGGUGCAUACGCCGGAUGAGAUUGCGUUUGUGAAGAGGGUGCUGGAUGCGAUGUUUGAGAGGUAUAAUACGGAGAGGGCGGAGGUUAUGGCUGUUACGAGUUUGCAGGCGUUGAAGUGUGCGAAAGUUGGGGCCGCGGAGAGUGGGAAUGCUACGCAAGGUGCGAAAGCUGCGGAUCUUACUAUGUCGCAGGCUGAACGGAUGCUGGAGGCGAUGGUGGAGGAAGGGUGGUUUGAUCUUUCGCAGAAGGGAUUCUAUUCGCUGAGCCAGAGGGGGAUUAUGGAGCUUCGAAGCUGGUUGGUGGAGAUGUACAACGAUGAAGGUGACGAGGAGCAGGAUGAUGAUGAGGUUCAGCAUAUCAGGAUCAAGGACUGCGCGGCGUGUCGGGAUAUUGUGACGGUGGGACAGAGGUGUCCGAAUCUGCCUUGCAAUACCAGAGUGCAUAAUGGGUGUUUGAGGAACUUUCUGAGGAUCCAUAGGGACGAGAAGUGUCCGGGUUGUGGGACGUUAUGGAAAGAUGCGCCGCCGGUUGGAGAGAAGGCAGCGAGGAAUGUGCCUGGUGGAGGUGGGAGGAGAUCGACGAAUGGGACCGCUGCUGGGAGGAGCAGUGUCGUGACGAAUGGACAUGAAGAUGGCGAGGAAGAUGACGAAAGUGAUGAUGAAUGA
Molecule: messenger RNA, 981 nt
Organism: Fulvia fulva
Lineage: Eukaryota; Fungi; Ascomycota; Dothideomycetes; Mycosphaerellales; Mycosphaerellaceae
Product: Non-structural maintenance of chromosomes element 1
Exons: 1
Coding region: 1-981 (326 amino acids)
Biological process (GO): double-strand break repair via homologous recombination; DNA damage tolerance
Cellular component (GO): nucleus; Smc5-Smc6 complex
Molecular function (GO): ubiquitin-protein transferase activity
Source: RefSeq, a predicted model, not a curated record